Messenger RNA from Columba livia (rock pigeon), 4104 nucleotides. Its product is annotated as collagen alpha-1(XV) chain. The coding region runs from base 877 to 3336 and encodes 819 amino acids. The record is from RefSeq and is a predicted model, not a curated record. The transcript has 11 exons. NCBI's taxonomy places the organism in Eukaryota, Metazoa, Chordata, Aves, Columbiformes, Columbidae.
GAAAAGGAGUUCUUGUUGAUUAUUUAUUGAGCACUUGUCUGACGGAUCAGGCGGGUUCAAAGCCCUUCCCGGCGUUUGAAUACUUCCCGGGGUUGAGUGGAAGUACGUGCCCAUCUGCGCUUCUUUUCCCUGCUUACGCGGCUCUUUGCUAGAAGUCCGUGUGUUGCUGCUGUCCGCAGCCGCCUUCCACCAUUCCCGCGUCUGAGGCUGGGGAGACGCUGAGCUCUGUCAUGCAUUUGGAUACCUCAGGAAUAAAAUCGUUAAAAAAAUGUCCCCUGCUGCCACAUACGAGACGGCACCAGGCACAUCUUAGGGGUGAAAGGCAGCCGGGAACCUCUCGGCAUCUCCAUCCCUGUGGAUCCCUUCAGCCAAGUGCCAGCUGCAGGGACCCGGGGCGGUGCCCGCUGGCUCCAGGGUGGGGCGUUGCUGAGCAACAGGGACAGCACAUUGUCCUGUCACCCAUCACCCACCCGUGUGAUCACUCCGGUGGUUGUUUCACUGGUGGCUGGAUCGCUUUUUGCGGUUGGCUCGUUUUCUGCGGUUGGAUCACUUUUUUCGGUUGGUUUACUCUCGGCGUUUGGAUUUCUCUUGGCGGUUGGAUCUCUCUUGGCGUUUGGCACACUCUUGGCUUUGGCUCACUCUUGAUAUUUGGAUCACUCUUGGCGUUUGGCUCACUCUCGGUGACUGGAUCACUCUUGGCGGUUGGAUCACUCUCUGCGGUUGGAUCACCCUUGGUAUUUGUUCACUCUCGGCAUUUGGAUCAAUUUUUUGGCAAGGAGGAGGAAGCUGCCGGCUGACCAUCCCUCACAGCCUCCCAGGCCCCUCCAGGCAGAAAGGCUCCAGUCCCCCCAGAUCAGGCUCCGUAUUUUCUGCGGGAUGGCAGCGAUGGCCCCGCUCACCCUGUCCCAACUGCUGGAUGUUGCCAUCGGGACAUCUGGCGAUGGGGCUGUGGACCUGCCGUCGCUGCACAGGCUGCUGCAGUCCAUGCUGGGACACCUGGGACUGCAGGACCUGCCUGUUCUGGAGCCGGGGCACAGACCAACCGCCCUCCUGGGAGGACACCAGGCCACCAAGGACCAGCCUGGCCUGGAGAAGGAGGAGGACAGGGCCCAGGGCACAGGGCAGCAGCCCCGGGAGCCGGAGGAGCACCUGCCCGGGAAGGAGCUGCUGCAGGGGACCACCAGCAGCUCCCAGGUCACCUCCUUGGCCAACGACGUGGGGCAGAUGAAGAUCGCAGCCAACAAGAGCAGCAUCUCCAAGGAGAGCACUGGGGGCCAGUCUGCCCCUGCCAAGCCCCCCCAGUUGGACAUGGACCAGCAGCGUGGGGCAAGCUCAGCCCUGGGGCCGAAGGGACCAGGGACAGAGCCUGUGCCCAGGACCAGCAAGGGGACUCCAGGGACACAGCCUGCUGCCCUGUGGAUGCAAGAAGGGGCGCAGAGCACACCAGCGCCCCCUGAGAAGUCGGCAGGGACCACCUCACCGACAACAUGUCCCCUUGGCCCGUUCCCUAUAGGCCAGCAGAGCUUGGCCCACAUCCUGGCCGACAUCCAGACCCAGGUGUCCUCCCUGCACGGCUGGAUGUCCUCCCUGCAGGGUAUGGACUACGAGCUCCAGCACGUGAAGCAGGAGGUCAGGCAGCUGGAGGAGGCCUUUGGAAAGCUGGGGCUGGCUGGAGCCGACGGGAAAGCGGGCAGCAGCCACCAGAUCCCCCUGCAGCUGGGGUCUGCACGGCAGGAGAUGAUCCAGGCCACACUGGAACAGUUGGUGACCAAGAGGACCCAGCAGCUGCAGGAGCAGGUGGACGAGCUGAGAGCCAUAGUGGAGAGCGCAGGGCAGGAGCUGGCAGGGGGCAUCUUGGACACCAGGGUGCAGCUGGCCCAGCUGGUCCAGCACGUCGUCACCAGCCAAGUAAGCCGGGUCUGUGGCCACGGGGCAGCCAGCCCCACUUUGCACAGCACCACCGUGACAUAUUCCUCCCUGCAGCAGGAUGGGCAGCUGUUGAACCACCUCCAGGCCUGCGUUGCACAGGUGCAAGGGGACUGUGACAAGCUCAGGAUUGUCCUCAAGGGCCUCCUGGAUCACCGUGGCCAGGAGCAGAAAUCCAUCGAGGCUCUGUCGCGGUGGGUGGAGAGGCUGGAGAUGGAGAAAGCGGACAAGGAGGAGCUGCUGCUGGGAAUCGAUGCGAAAGCUGACAAAACCUCCCUGGCCGGCAAAGUCAGCCAGAGCCAGUUUGAGGCAAGCGUGGAGCAGCUGAAAGAGAAGAUGGAGGAGUUGACGAGCCGGGUGGCAGGCCAGGAGCAGGGCUGGCACCAGGUCCAGCGACAGCUCAGGGAAGAGAUGGACUCCAAGCUGGACCGCCUGGAGCUGGGGCCGUUCCGGCAGCAGCUGGAGGAGCAAUGGAACAGCCUCCAGGAGCAGCUGGAGGAGAAGGUGUCGCAAGCAGCGGCUGGUGAGGCGGCUGGGAUCAAGAAGCAGCUGCUGGCCCAUUUCCAGAGCUUGUCCUGCGACCAGCCCCUCAGCAUGCUGGUGCCUGGCCCGGAGCAGACAGAUGAGUGCCAGCACCCGCCUGUGCCGCCGAGCUGCGGGGACCAGCACACCGUCACCCCCCCGCUGCAGCACUGCCUGCAGCCGCACCCACCCAGCACCCCGCGGCCACUCCAGUCCUUCGCUCGGCUCCACAGCAAGCUCAGGGUGACACAGGUAGGGUUACAGUGGCGGUGUCUGAGGCUGGAAUGGGGAUCUGUGCCUCAGUUUCCCCAGGGAGAGCUGUCUGUGGGAGGGUUGUUGGGGAUGCCGAAUGGGGCCCCGUGUUUCAGCCAGCCCGCUCUCUCUUUCCCAGCACAAGAUGACGGAGCUGUUGGACAAGGACAGACGCAGCUCCAGGGACCGGCAGGAUGGACAGCUGCCUGUGCUGGAGGGCAAAGAAGGCACCACCGCCUCCUCGGAGCACAAGUCGGCCUCAUCCCUCGUCUCCCGGGCACCGGGGCUCUUGCCGGCUCUCCAGCCCCCACAGGAUGCAUCGGCACCCCGAGAGCCGGGCAGGACUCGGGGUCCCCGGCUGCUCCAACCGCUCCAGCCCCCACAGGACGCAUUGGCACCCCGAAAGCCAGGCAGGACUGGGGGUCCCCGGCUGCUCCCGCCCCUCCGGCCCCAGAGGGAAGCAUCGGCACCCCCAGAGCCAGAGAAGACUGGGGGUCCCCGGCUGCUCCCGCCCCUCCGGCCCCAGAGGGAAGCAUCGGCACCCCCAGAGCCAGAGAAGACUGGGGGUCCCCGGCUGAAGCCUCCCCGCACCCGGCACUGAGCAAAAGAGGAAGCACUGCCGGGCAGCACCAAUAAACAGUGAUGGGCAGCCAAGCGCCAGCGUGGUCUGAGUGUGGGGGCCCCGGUCAGGAUCUUCCCCUCAGGCACCAGGAGGUGCCGGCAGCGUCCCUCGUCCUGCGGCCACUGUCGCCGGAGGAGCUGAGCACAGCCCCCGUGCCACCCCCUGCCCAGGUCUGCGCCGCCCUGUGCUGCCGCGCUCCCCCUGGCCCCCCUGGCCUGCCCAGCGCUGUUUGACCCCUGCCAGGUGUGCUGGUGGCCCCAAAGGGGCUGUGCGGGAGCCAGGGGUGCAGCAGGAGGAUGCUGCUCACUUGGUGCCAUUGGUGGGAUGCAGCCCCGUGGGACACAAUCAAAAGCAGAGAGGUUCAUGGCUGCGUCCCCUGGUGCCCACGCUGGGCUGCAGUGAUGCGGCAGGUCGGAGGUGAAGCCAGAAAGUCAAGUCAGCAAGGCACGGGGAGAAUCAGCCCGGUCCACGGCUGGGCACUGGCUUCUGUGCAAGGCAAGGACCAAAGGCAAGGAUCUAAGCACAAACGCAGCUCCCGAGCAAAGCAGGGGCAGCUCCAGUGCAGGCUCCACACAGCUCCUUCUCCUUGACUACUUUUCCAGCGCCUCCUUGCCGUGGGCUUGUAGCGCCAUGUGUGCCAAGAGCCGCGUUCCUUUCUGUGGGAAGAACCCAGACUCGUGUCCUACUGAAGUGACGACAAACCCAGUGCUAUGGUCUGGGCUCUGCUCGGUGUGCACGUACACAGUCUUUGCUCCGAGGACUGCUGCGUGCAAGGAAGAAAG